GCAGGCAGCCAUGAAGGGCACACGAGAAGCAUCGCUGUUGGCAGCCAGGGAGUUCCUCAAGUUUCUGAACCGUGGUGUCUCCCCAUACCAUGUGGUUGAGGAGUGUAAGAAUCGUCUUCUUCAGGCCGGAUUCCAGGAGCUGAAGGAAACUGAACACUGGGACAUCAAACCCAACCACAAGUACUUUGUAACCCGCAAUUAUUCCACUUUGGUGGCCUUUGCCGUGGGGAGGGCAUUACCAGCAUGGAAACGGAUUUACCAUCCUUGGAGCCCACACGGACAGCCCGUGCCUGAGGGUAAAACGCAGGUCGACUCGUGGUCAAGCUGGCUACAUUCAGGUUGGGGUGGAGUGCUACGGUGGAGGAAUCUGGAGCACAUGGUUUGACCGGGAUCUGACAGUGGCAGGGAGAGUGAUCGUUAAGGAAGGGCACCGGCUGCAGCACGCCUGGUUUACGUGGAGCGCCCAAUCCUGCGCAUCCCUCACCUUGCAAUUCACCUUCAGAGGAACAUUAAUGAAAGUUUUGGACCCAAUACGGAGCAGCACCUGCUUCCGAUCCUGGCUUCCUCCAUACAAGAAGGUCUGGAAAAGGAACCCAUGGAUUCUGGGUCAUCCUGCCGCUCCACUACGGGGACCCAAAACCCGACGGAGCGCCAUCACUCUCUGCUGCUCAGUUUGCUGUGCGAAAGGCUCGGGGUGAAAGCUGAAUCCAUCCUGGAAAUGGAUCUGUGCCUGACCGACACACAACCCGCGACUCUAGGAGGAGCCUAUGAAGAGUUUAUCUUUGGACCACGCCUGGACAAUCUGCACAGCUGCUAUUGUGCCCUUCAGGCUCUUCUGAAAUCCUGUGAGUCAUCCACCUCUCUGACCAAUGACUCCAAUGUCAGGAUGAUCACGCUGUAUGACAACGAGGAGGUGGGAUCGGAGAGCGCGCACGGAGCAGAGUCACUUCUUACUGAGCUGAUCUUGCGUCGCAUUUCCUGCACCCCUCAGAAUCUGACUGCCUUUGAAGAAUCUGUGCCCAAAUCCUUUAUGAUCAGUGCUGAUAUGGCACACGCCGUGCAUCCUAACUACAUGGAUAAACAUGAGGAAAAUCACAGGCCACUUUUCCACAAGGGACCAGUCAUCAAAGUGAACAGCAACCAGCGCUAUGCCUCCACUGCCGUGACUGAAGCUGUGUUGCGUGAAAUUGCUGGGCGCGUUGGAGUGCCCCUGCAGGAGUUCAUGGUGAGAAAUGAUGUGCCAUGCGGUACAACUAUUGGGCCAAUCCUGGCCAGUAAGCUUGGCCUGCGAGUGCUGGACUUGGGCUGUCCUCAGCUGGCGAUGCAUUCCAUAAGAGAGAUGUGCUGCACCUCUGGGGUCCUGCAGACCAGCUCUCUGUUCCAGGCAUUCUUUGAACAAUACCCAGCUGUGAACAGCUCUCUGCUGGUGGAUUAA
Staurois parvus is the source of this 1435-nucleotide messenger RNA. The record is from the annotation of a GenBank genome assembly. Lineage: Eukaryota; Metazoa; Chordata; Amphibia; Anura; Ranidae.